CUGUGUUCAUUUGAAUUUAGCAAUUGUUUAGGUGUUAACUCUUUGCCCUGCUAAACAGAAGCACUUUGAGCAAAUGAGCAGAGAGAAAGGCAGGUGUUCCCAUUAAUGGCCAGCUAUUUUAUAAAAUAGGGCUGUCCUUGAAGAGUAUUCAUAAGCUUCAGCUGGUGCAACAUUGAGCCACGGAGGCUGGUUAUUUGGUUAUAGCCAACAGUCUGUUGAGGAAUAAGCUGGAAAGUAAGAACGCAAGGAGCACAACGACGCAGCAGCCUUCCCACGUCUCUCAUGGAUCCAGAACGGCUGGUUCAGUGUCCCUAUGACAAAAACCAUCAGAUCAGAGCCAGCCGUUUCCCUUAUCACUUGGUGAAGUGCAAGGAGAACAAUGAGAAGAUCGCUAAAAAACUAGCAACAUGCCCCUAUAAUGCCCGCCAUAGAAUUCCCAAGGAGGAGCUCAACUCCCAUCUUGAAAAUUGUGAGAAUAAAAUUCCUCUGGAUGUGUCCUGCGGGGCUACCAGUCUAAACAUGGGAAUCAAAGAGGUAACUGGCCGGCAAAGCCCACCUUCGCAGGAAGACUGGGAGGCUGAUGCUGAUAAAUCUCCUGCUCCUCUUUUUGUUUUUGGGAAGAGCUAUUCUGAACAGAAGAAGUAGAAUCUACAACUACAAAGAUUUUAUCAUGAAGAUCCCAUUGGAAGAAGAAAUCAGGACAAAUUAUUUUAAACAUUCAAGACAAUCCUUUUAAAUGUUUCAAUUUUUUUAAAAAUGUGUUUUAUCAAAAUGUUUUAAUAAAGCUGAAAAUAAA
Messenger RNA from Crotalus tigris (Tiger rattlesnake), 796 nucleotides. Its product is annotated as gametocyte-specific factor 1-like. The transcript is spliced from 8 exons. The record is from RefSeq and is a predicted model, not a curated record. Lineage: Eukaryota; Metazoa; Chordata; Lepidosauria; Squamata; Viperidae. Bases 283 to 645 code for a protein of 120 amino acids.